Messenger RNA from Centropristis striata (black sea bass), 4073 nucleotides. RefSeq names its product component of oligomeric golgi complex 6 (gene cog6). NCBI's taxonomy places the organism in Eukaryota, Metazoa, Chordata, Actinopteri, Perciformes, Serranidae. Gene Ontology annotation, biological process: intra-Golgi vesicle-mediated transport. Gene Ontology annotation, cellular component: COG complex. The record is from RefSeq and is a predicted model, not a curated record. The transcript is spliced from 19 exons. Bases 92 to 2047 code for a protein of 651 amino acids.
UUCUCCUACAUGGAGCUAGCACCAACCGGAAGCUAUUUCCAGACGGACCAAAACAUCUUUCCGAAAGUUGACGUGGAGGUGUUUGUGUACAAUGGCUGAUACUAAAGUAGAUAUUUCAACUGAUAACUCCCCUGGUAUACAGAACCAAAACGCGGGUUCUCAACCCAACAAUCCACUGUCAAGAAAGCUAAACAAAAUACUGGAUACGAGGCUUGACAAUGACAAGGAGAUGCUUGAGGCUCUGAAGGCGCUCUCUGUGUUCUUCACUGAGAACAGUUUGCGCACCAGGAGAAAUCUUCGCGGGGACAUUGAGAGACGGAGCCUUGCAAUCAACGAGGAGUUUGCACUAAUAUUUAAGGAUGUAAAAGAGGAGCUUGAAAGUGUCCACGAGGAUGUCCAGGCCAUGAGCACAUGUUGUGAAGAAAUGACCAACAGAUUAAAGGCUGCAAAGGAGCAAACGCAAGACCUCAUAGUAAAAACCAACAAGCUGCAGGGAGAGAAUCACCGCCUGGAGGUUAGAGCUCAGGUUGCUCAGGCCUUUCUUGCCAAGUUCCAACUAUCUAAUGAGGAGAUGGCCACACUGCGAGGGGCUCGGGAUGCAUCUAUUACUGAGGAUUUCUUCAAAGCUCUCAGCCGAGUGAAGCACAUUCACGAGGAUGUGAAAAUUCUCUUGCGAACCAACCAGCAAACUGCAGGGUUAGAGAUCAUGGAGCAGAUGGCCGUGUUACAGGAGACAUCAUAUGAGCAGCUCUACCGCUGGGCUCAGAAUGAAUGCAGAGGACUGACACAAGAGACCUGUGAUAUCUGCCCUGUGUUGACUCAAGCCAUGGAAGCCUUACAAGACCGACCUGUCCUUUACAAGUACACUCUGGAUGAGUUUGGGACUGCGCGCAGAUGUGCGGUGGUACGAGGCUUCAUCGAUGCCCUCACCCGCGGGGGGCCGGCAGGGACUCCCCGGCCCAUAGAGAUGCAUUCACACGACCCUAUGAGGUAUGUUGGGGACAUGCUGGCCUGGUUGCACCAAGCCACCGCCUCAGAGAAGGAGCACCUAGAAGCUUUGCUGAAACAAGUCACUUUGCAAGGUGUAGAGGAAAACAUGCAGGAGGUGGUUGGACACAUCACUGAGGGAGUCUGCAGGCCGCUGAAAGUUCGGAUAGAACAGGUCAUUGUGGCCGAGCCAGGUGCUGUCCUGCUUUACAAGCUGUCCAACCUGCUCAAGUUCUACCAUCACACCAUCAGCUCCAUCAUUGGGACCAGCGUGGCCUCCUUGCUUAUCACUAUUGAGGAAAUGCACAUCCUCAGCAAAAAGAUGUUCUUCAACAGCCUGAGCCUUCAUGCAAGCAGACUCAUGGACAAGGUGGAGCUACCUCCUGCAGAUCUGGGACCGACAGCCUCCCUCACUCAGACACUCUCCCUCCUCAGGGAGGUGCUGGCUUCCCACGACUCAUCAGUGGUUCCUCUGGAUGCCCGCCAGGCUGACUUUGCUCAGGUGCUCUCUUGCAUCCUGGAUCCCCUCCUACAGUUAUGUACUGUGUCUGCCAGUAACCUAGGCACUGCUGACAUGGCUACCUACAUGGUCAACUCACUCUAUGUCAUGAAGACAACAUUGGCUCUCUUUGAAUUCACAGACAAAAGGCUUGAGAUGCUCGAGUUCCAGAUCGAGGCUCACCUUGACACUCUGAUCAACGAGCAGGCAUCCUACGUGCUGACCAGAGCCGGACUGAGUUACAUCUACAGUUGUGUCCAGCAGCACAGCGCUGAACAGGGUCCUCUGUCCCUCCUCCCUAGUAUGGACAGCUCCUCUGUGAAAGCAGCCAUGGUCCAGUUCGAUCGGUACUUGUCGUCACCGGACACUCUUGUGAUGCCACAGCUCAACUUCUUGCUCAGUGCAGCUAUCAAGGACCAGAUUUUCCGUCAGUCCACGGAGCUGGUGUGCAGAGCGUAUGGGGAGGUUUACACAGCACUGACCAGCCCAGCUAACAGCUACAAAGAUCCAGAGAUCCUGGUACCCCGAUCACCCCAGCAGGUUCAGACCUUGCUCUCCUGAGAGACAUUUUUGUCCAACCUGGCUGAUCUCAAAAACAUGAGGUGAGCUCCAGUGAAGGACAACCUGCAGGUUAUUUAAAGAGCUGUGUAAUUGUAAUACAACAUAAUAACACAAAUGUAUAUAAAAGUAGUUGUUAAGGUGGGGUUCUCUGUGGGGAAUGUGGGUUGUGGGUUGCUAACCUCAGAGAGAGACACUCCUGUGUGCCAGGAGGAAAGAACAUUAUAUGUAUAUGAUCCAUUUACUUUCACUGUUGCUGACGGUCCGUUUGUUUUUCUCUCUGUAAGCCAACCUCUUUCUGUUUCUUUUCACAUCAUGUACUCUACCAUGUUCAUAAUUGUACAAAGCACUGCCUUCUUAUUGAAAACAUUGAACAUUAUAUAAAACAAAGGGAUUUAAGAGACUGAUUUUAUUUUUUCCACUCUUACGAGUGGUCAGGCAAAAAUUCAGCCACAAUGUUAAGAUGAACCUCAGAAGCUUCAGCACCAACGCUGUGUUUAUUUGAAUCUCAACUGUUUUAAGUUGUCGGAAUAAAAUGAAAAAUCUGUUUGGUUAAGAUGUAUAAACAACAAUGUAAUCAUACUGGAUUUAAUCAUUUAACAUAGAUUUGUUGACCUAAAUGCACAUAGAGUACAGCUGAUGUCAGUAGUGUGGUAUUUUUCAUCUUGCUGUUUUUCACUUUCCACUCCAUAUUAUUGGACUGUUGUGACAUGAUGAGGUUUAGUAUCAUAUCAGUGAAAAUCUGACACCACCUAGCCCACAUAAUCCCCAAUAAAACAUGAUUGAAACAGUAAAGAUAAGUGAAUAUUGAUCCAGUCUGUUGUUAUUGUAUCUGGCCUGAGAGGCAGCAUUUCAUUUCUGCUAUCUGACAUCAAGGUUCAUGGCAGCAGGCCUGAUCUUGGCAGCGCAGCCAGCACUGAGACCCAGGAUUUCCCCAGCUCACCGGAUGUUACUCGGAUAUCAUUGGCCAGGACAUUGAGUACUGGGAAUAAAUGGAAUACCACAAAGUUCAGCAUCUGGACGGCGCUCUUAAAUCCUUUAAAUAGACCAGCUCUCUCUUCCAGUACUGUUUGGCUCUGGUCGGAUACAAGCUGGAUUCUUGAAUGUUUUUACUCAGCACUCUUUGGCAGAAAGUGGGAUGAUGUUUGAGAAGCAAGAUUACUGAAUAACAACAUAUUGUUCAUGUGUAACAAUACGCACUGUGCACUUACUCAGCUUCACAUUAGUUGUGUGUGUGAAUGCACGUGGACUUACACAGUUCAGCAUGUGACAGCUUUUUCCUGCCGGUAGCUGUAUUAAUGAGUUAGCAGAUGUGAGAGGUGAUGGAGUCACCACUUAGAGGCAGGUAGUGGUGAGCAGGGUGGCAAACAUUCAUCCCAUCAUCCGCUCCAUAUGACAGCGGUCACCAAGCUUUUGCCUGCUGAAGCAUGAGACCAGCAGGAAUCUGGGUUAAAGGAAAAUAUUGAGUUUUUCCCCCUCCCUUUCGCUCCAGUGACUGAUGAUUAAUGUCGAUCCAGAGCUAACAACUUGAGUCUUAUCUAUUGCCUCAGCAGAAACUUUGAAAGAAAAUGACUCAAACAACUGCACAGCUUACUGAACUAAUACUGCUGUUUCUCCGUGUUCAUACUGAGUUGCUUCCUCGAUAGGAAAUGAAUCAUCAGCUCGUCAAAGAAUGAUUUGGCAACUAGUUAAAUAAGAGGAAUAAGGAUUUUGUGUCACAACAAUGUCAUGUUGUUCAAAUGGAUUUCAGCCACAAUUCAAAUUCAGGAGAAAUGCAGACGGGGAAACAUGAAAAAUAAUAUAGUGAUCAUUGUACAAAUGAAUUUGAUGCUCAGUCAGAAGUGUUCUUACAUCAACUAGAAUUACAUUUUGACCCGAAUUGCUCCUGAGCAGCAGAGACAGGAUAUUACAAAUGUCAUAUUGCAGUCUUUUGUCAUGUUAAUUUAAUAUGUUCAUGAUUUGAUUUAGGGCCUAUGUCAAAUUUGAAAUGGUUGUACAGUUUAUUAAUGAUUUCCUUUCUGUCUGUAAA